This is a messenger RNA of Homarus americanus (American lobster), 4125 nucleotides long. It is a transcript of the gene Syx18, whose product is annotated as syntaxin-18-like. The record is from RefSeq and is a predicted model, not a curated record. The transcript has 7 exons. Lineage: Eukaryota; Metazoa; Arthropoda; Malacostraca; Decapoda; Nephropidae. Gene Ontology annotation, cellular component: SNARE complex; membrane; endoplasmic reticulum. Bases 86 to 1219 code for a protein of 377 amino acids. Gene Ontology annotation, biological process: retrograde vesicle-mediated transport, Golgi to endoplasmic reticulum.
AAUAACAAAAUUGUCAAUUAACAAUCGCAAUCAGCUGGCCCCUGAUGACAACACAGUGUUGUGCCCUCAGUUAACACAAGGCGAGAUGACGGUGGAGAAUGCAGCCAGUGUGGAUCUCACUAUACUCUUCAAGUCAUGUGUGAAAACUAUCAGGACUCGCAACAAGGCAAUGGGAGUGACGUUGCCCCAGACAAAAAUAUUUCCAAGUGCCCCAACUCCUUCCUCUCAGUUUUACUCCAGAGUGAAGGAUGUGAUGAGCAACAUAGCCAGUCAUCGUAACUUACUCAAAGACCACAGGAAAAAGUACCUUCAAGAACAAGAUCAGUCCAUGUCUGAUUAUGAACGUAGUUAUAUGGAAAAGGUGGUGAACACAAACUUACGCAUCAUUGAUGACAAUAUCCGUACACUGAGUAUCGAGCUCCAGGGUGACAAGCAAGGGUCUAAAGAUGCCUGUGAAUGUCAGGAAAAUAUGGUAGCUGUUUUGAGGAUGAAAUUCCAGGAGAUUAAUUCCAGCUUUAAGCAUAUGAAAGAGUUAAGAAGAACAAAGCAAAAGGAAAAGGAUAGGUUGUACCGUGUGCAACGUCCUGCUGGGUCUAAGAAGCGAACUAGCAGUAGUUCAGAAGACCCUCGCAGAGCCCCACAACUUUCCCAGCUUGGAAAGAAAGAAUCUAGUCCUGAUACAUGCAGUAGUUCACAUCCAGAGUCUUGGGGUCAGUCAACUGAUAGCCAAAGUACUGAUAAAAUUAGUCCUGAAAGCUCUCAACACACUGAGAGAAAAGAGGGACAAACACCAGAGAACAAAGCAGAGGUUAGUGGAACAACUGAUGCUGAGAAAAGUCGAGUUUCAUCUUCCCUUUUAGAAGAAGAAAUGGAGAAAAUGCAUGGAGAACUAAGUGCUGAAGAACGUCAGAUGCUGGAGAAAGAAAAUGCUCACCUUUACAAAGAACUAAUGUCGAAUCAAGAAGAAGUGCGUCAAAUCACCAGACAGGUUGUUGAGUUGGGCCAGAUGCAAGAUCUCUUAUCAGAGAAUGUGGACCUCCAGGCUCAUCAAAUUGAGGAAAUCCAGGAAACUAUAAUGGCAGCCACAGAAAAUGUUCGGGAAGGCAAUGAGCAGGUUCGAGAAGCUAUGAGAAAAGAUGCUGGCUUUCGAGUAUGGAUAAUGUUCUUCCUGAUUGUGAUGUCUUGUUCGAUACUUUUCCUGGACUGGUAUAAUGGUUGAAGACAAGGAGUGUUGUAUACCAAAUGAGAACAAUUAUGUGAGACAUUAAUACCUCAUUCUGUGAAUGAAUUAUUUUGUGAAGCUUUAUUUGAUUAAUAAAAAGUUCCAUACAGGUUUAAAAAUGUUACGGACUUGGAAAUAUACCCGUACUGUAUAUCUUUUUUUUUUUAAACAUUAGUACAGUAGCUGAGAAUUUAUGUAAUUUUACAGUUCCAAGUUCAUCAAGUAAACAUACACUGUAUGUUGCUUUGUGCAUUUUUUAGUUCUGCAAGCUCAAAUUUCAGUAAAAUAUUUAUUAUAUAAUUUUCUUGCAUUUGGUUAAUUUUUCAUUCUUCAACCCAAAUUUUCCACAAAUGUGACUGUUAGCCCAUUUCUCUACAGACACCUUAUUGUCCACCACCAUCUCUCACCCACAUGGUCCUUCACUCCCACUAUCUUAUAUACUGUUCAUUAUUAAAAUACUAUAUGUACCAUCUAGAGAUCAUUGUUAUUUCACACAUACAGUAUUUCCUUUUAUAUACCUGCAGUUGUUGGGCAUUCAGGCAUCUUUAACAUUUAUCAAUGAAUAUUCUUUUGUCUGGUUUAUAAAAUUCUGCAUAAGUGUAAGUGUUGGUGCUCAUACGUAUGGUGAUCUCCCUUUGUUAUUAUUUGGGCAAAAAGUUGGGGAUCACGGGUACUGCAUAUUUGCUUAAAAAGUUGUGUCUAAUAUCAACCUGUGCCUCUCAAAUAUUUCUGAUGAUGUUAUUUAUCUUCACAAAUAUUACAGCCUGAUUAUGGCACAUGCUAAUGUGGUAGUAAUGUAUUUAAGUAUAUCCGAUGGAGAAAUUAUAUUCACAGACAUAACAGCCUGAUAAGAAUCAUAUAAUAAUUUGGUAGGUAUGUUUUAUCUGAAAAUUACUGUUGUACGUUGCAGCAAGUAUGUAAUCAUACACAUUUUUUGUGGAAUUUUUGAUAGGAAAUUGUUUACAAGAGUUGCAGGCAUAUAACAGAAUUAAUACUUAUAAAGAAGUUCUGGCAGAGAGAAUGAUAAAGUAGUUUAAUAAAAAAUUUAUUAAAUGGUGAUUCUAUAUGUUUUUGAGUUGUUAAUCAUGAGGUUUAUAUGGUAAGAAAUUUAUUACAAAGAGAUUAGUUAAAAGAUAAUGUGAUAUUUGAGAAAUUAAAGUGAAGCUUAGUUGUGUAGUGGCAUCCAUGGGAAAGACAUAUGUUACACAAUUACAGGAUUUGGGAGCACAUUGAACGGUGCUGUGCUUAAUGUCAGUUGUGUUUAGUGCAUCCUGUUUAUUAUUUUCUUUUGAAAUUCUUAUGAGUGAAUGGGCUAAUUUUUAUGAAGUAAGAUACGGAUGUCACAUGACUUGUGUAUUUUCCUUGGUAAAAUGACUGUCACACCUUUUUGUGGGGAAUCAUUAGUGUCAAGGUGUUCAUGAACCAGAAAACUAUAUCUGAUGGUCAUGGGGUGCUGCACUGUACUGUAGUAGUUAUGGUAUCUUUUAACCCUUAAAGCUCGGACGACCUAAGACCCGCCGGACCCUUCACGCAGGUAUAUUUCGUCAAAAAGAAAACUUUAUUUUUUUUAAUCCAUUGUCUGCUUAUAAAUGGGUUAGUUAAUAUGAGAAAAAGGCCAUACGAAUGGUUGGAGAGUUGUCUGGAGCAAUGAAAGAGGUCUUGUUUGGAGCUGCUGCGCUCAGCUCACAUCAAGCGGAAAGUGAUGUUGACACACUUGCAGCACACAAUUGUUACUUGAAGGCACUUUUGUUUCAUGUUUCUAUCUUAUAGCUACCAUAAAACACAAAAUAUUAACAUUUUCCUCAAAAGAAGUAUAAAAUACUGAACAGUAGGAAAAUUCAGGCAGCAAUAUUUUAAAAUUUAUACACUAUUUACAUGUACUGUAUACUGUACUACUACUGAAUUUAGAACUACUUCAUCGUGUAUAUAAGUCAUUGUAACACUGAAUGCACAAGGCAACACCACACUCGUUGCACCAAGUUGCCACAUCUUUGCUCUGUGGUUGGCAUGAUAGGGAGAGUGAGGAACCCCAUUGUCUGUAUCACUGUUCUCACCACUGGCCGCCUUAACAAACUCGACAUCAUCUGGGUCUGUUUCUUCCCCAUCAUUGUCUUCGUCACUCGACACUGUACCAAUGCCAAUCAAAUCAAGUAACUCAUGACGAACAGCACUGCUGUCAAGCAAACGCUUGUGCUUGCGUGUGAUGGAUUGAGGUGGGCCAUAAGGGGUUUAAGAACGUGCAUCCCUCACAAUAGCUGGUGGGCAACUGACCACGAGGCACAAGUCUUGAGACUAAUAUUGCACGUGAUUUGAGUUGACAAUUAAAAACAAAUAAUCCAUACAAAACAUUUUGUCCUGCCUGGACAUUCAAAAUGUGCCCACAAAAAUUAAGAAUGUUGUGGAACGUCACCUGAGCUUUAAGGGUUAAAGGUAUUUAAUGACUGAACUACUGUACAUACCAUUCAGUAGGUCACAUCUUUUAAACAGACUGGUGUGAACACACCAGGUUACUAGAUUCACUGAAGGCGUUUUCUGUGUACUGUAUCAUACCGAGAGUGAAAGUACAGAUUCAGAAAUUUAACAUGCUGUAUGUGCCAAGAAUUGCUAAUUUGAUUGAUCCAGCUGUGUUUACAUAUGGAAGUGGGGCUUGAGAAGUAGCAUGAAUGCUAUGUUGUUUGAAUUAUUAAAAAAAAAAAAUAUUGGACUAAGGUUGUGUAAGUUGAGGGAUCCUUAAGGAAAAAUACUUAUCUAUUCCUUUGCAAAUUACUGUAAUAUUUUUAUUUGAUUUUAUGUUCUGCACUUUUAAAUUGCUACAGAAAUAUCCAUCAGUGCUUUCUGUACUGUUGUGAUGCAAAACUUUAUUAAAUAAAGUAUAUACUACAAAAAAUAAAAUGCAAACAAAU